Molecule: messenger RNA, 839 nt
Organism: Plodia interpunctella (Indianmeal moth)
Lineage: Eukaryota; Metazoa; Arthropoda; Insecta; Lepidoptera; Pyralidae
Product: low molecular weight phosphotyrosine protein phosphatase-like
Exons: 5
Coding region: 351-809 (152 amino acids)
Biological process (GO): protein dephosphorylation
Cellular component (GO): cytoplasm
Molecular function (GO): acid phosphatase activity; non-membrane spanning protein tyrosine phosphatase activity
Source: RefSeq, a predicted model, not a curated record
GCCCCUUAUUGGCUGUGAGACUGACGGCGGCGUGACAGCUAGUAAUAUUCUUAUCUAUGCUGACGGCUCAUCGAUUGAUUGGAUCGAAUUUAUUCUUUCUUUAUAUUCACUUAUCUUAAAGUUUUUAGUUCUUAUUAGUAGGUAGGUUUUUAAGCCUAGCCUGUGGUAAAAUACUUUGAAUUAUUUACAAGUAUAAACAUUUGUGUAAGAUGUCAAACAAUAAAAAGAAAGCUCUUUUCAUUUGCCUUGAAGCGACUACCUAACCUACAAAGAGCUGUUAUCAGGGAAGAUACCUAUACCUGCCAGUGGUCUGAAUACUAAGGAUGCCGAAGUCUGAGUUGGAGUAGAAAAUGUAUGAAGGUAAUAUAUGUAGAUCACCAAUAGCUGAAGGAGUCUUUCAAAAAACUGUAAAUGAAAUGGGUCUAGGUGAUGAGUGGGACAUAGAUAGUGCCGCCAUAGGUGGUUGGCAUGUGGGGAAUCCACCAGAUACUAGGGCUUUGGACACUAUGAAGAAACACAAUGUCCCUUACAGCAAUCAUGCAAGACAAAUAAUAACUGAGGAUUUUCAACAAUAUGAUUACAUAUUUGGUAUGGAUGAAUCAAAUAUGAAAGAUCUAAGUAAAAGGGCUCCAAAAGGUUGCAAAGCUAAAUUACUUCUAUUUGGAGACUUCGAUCCUAAGGGUGAAAGAAUCAUCAGGGAUCCUUAUUAUGACAGUGACUCAAAAGGUUUUGAAAAGUGCUACCAACAGUCAUUGAGAUGUUCCAAAGGAUUUCUGGAACAUGUUCAAAAGGAAAAUGAAAGUGUGUAAAUAAAAAAAAAUAUAUAUUUUAUUAUUACA